AUGGCAGGUCCCCGUGGGGGCGAAUGGCCUGGAGCCGUCAGCGCCAUGUUCACCGACCGGUUCACCGCCUUGCCGUUGAGACGCAGAGUUGUUGAUGCUCCCUUCAAACAUGGUGCACCAGAAGGGCUGGCCAGGAAUGGUUUUGGCAGGUAUUUCACCGAUCCGGAGGGUUUGACCGUCCACGAGGGGAAGAAGCUGGUGUCCAGGCAUGACGGCAAGGCCGAUGAUGUGGCCACUUUUGGGGUCAUCCGCAGUGGGAGCGCGCGAAAUCAUUAG
Molecule: messenger RNA, 276 nt
Organism: Durusdinium trenchii
Lineage: Eukaryota; Dinophyceae; Suessiales; Symbiodiniaceae
Source: the annotation of a GenBank genome assembly